AUGAACGGCGCCCAAUUUACAGACCGGGCCAACAAGGCCUUACUGGACUCCAGCGCUCUUGCCGAGCAAUACGCCCACUCACAAAUUCUCCCUAUCCACCUGGCAGUCGCACUGCUCAACCCAUCCCAAGACGACGCCGACGAACAGCCCGCCGGCCAUUCCUCACACGAUGGUGCGACCGCACCACUUUUCCGCCAAGUAGUGGAAAAAGCCCACGGUGACCCCCAGCUGCUGGAUCGCUCCCUAAUGAAGCUGCUGGUCCGACUGGCUAGCCAAGACCCCCCACCAGAGACCGUCAGCGUCUCCCCUGCACUCGCCAAGGUCAUUCGUUCAGCCACCGACUUGUCCAAGACCCAAAAGGACAGCUUCGUGGCGAUCGACCACCUAAUCCAGGCUACUGCCCAAGACUCCCAGGUCCAACGCGCCCUAGCUGACGCAAAUAUCCCCAAUGUCAAACUAAUCGACACUGCCGUCCAGCAGAUUCGUGGCACACGGCGCGUGGACUCCAAGACCGCCGACGCAGAGAGCGAGAGCGAAAAUCUCAAGAAGUUCACCAUCGACAUGACUUCCCUGGCUCGCGAGGGUAAAAUUGACCCUGUCAUUGGCCGAGAAGAAGAAAUUCGACGUGUUAUUCGCAUCCUGAGCCGACGUACCAAGAACAACCCCGUCCUCAUCGGUGAACCCGGUGUGGGUAAGACAACAAUUGUUGAGGGACUGGCUCGCCGUAUUGUCAAUGCCGAUAUCCCCGCCAAUCUCGCUCAGUGCCGCCUGCUGUCUCUCGAUGUUGGCUCUCUGGUAGCUGGCAGCAAGUAUCGUGGUGAAUUUGAGGAGCGUAUGAAGGGUGUCCUCAAAGAAAUCGAAGACUCUAAAGAUACAAUUGUCCUCUUCGUUGAUGAGAUCCAUCUACUCAUGGGUGCUGGAUCUAGCGGUGAAGGUGGCAUGGACGCUGCAAACCUGCUCAAGCCAAUGUUGGCUCGUGGGCAGUUGCACUGUAUCGGUGCUACGACCCUGAGUGAGUACCGCAAAUACAUCGAGAAGGACCAAGCCUUUGAGCGACGAUUCCAGCAAGUCCUGGUCAAGGAACCUUCCGUCCCCGAAACCGUUUCAAUUCUUCGGGGUCUGAAGGAGAAGUACGAAGUCCACCACGGUGUCAAUAUUCUCGAUGGCGCCAUUGUCAGCGCGGCAACUCUCGCUUCCCGAUACUUAACAGGCCGCCGUCUUCCCGAUUCUGCUGUCGACCUGAUCGAUGAGGCUGCCGCCGCGGUUCGUGUAACCCGAGAGUCUGAGCCUGAGGCUUUGGAUACCCUCGAGCGCAAGUUGCGACAGCUUCAGAUUGAAAUUCACGCUCUGGAGCGCGAGAAGGACGACGCAUCUAAAACCCGUUUGGAGGCAGCCAAACAGGAAGCGGCUAAUGUUGCCGAAGAACUUCGCCCCAUGCGUCAAAAGUAUGAGAGUGAAAAGGCACGCAGCAAGGAAGUCCAAGAUGCCAAGAUUAAGCUUGACUCGCUCAAAGUUAAGCGUGACGAGGCAGAGCGUUCAGGGGAUACCGUUACAGCAGCCGAUCUCGAAUACUACGCCAUUCCUGAAACCAAGCAUCUUAUUGAGCGUCUCGAGACCGAGCGCGCCAGGGCCGAUGCCGAGCGUCGCGCUGCCCACGGUGAAGCUGGCGAAGCCUUGCUGGCCGAUGCCGUUGGUCCCGACCAAAUCAACGAGAUUGUUGCUCGAUGGACUGGUAUUCCUGUCACCCGACUCAAGACCACCGAGAAAGAUAAGCUCCUUAAAAUGGAGAAGUACCUGGGCAAGCUUGUAAUCGGACAAAAGGAGGCUGUUGUCUCUGUUUCCAAUGCAAUCAGACUUCAGCGCUCCGGUCUCAGCAACCCGAACUCGCCUCCCAGCUUCUUGUUCUGCGGACCCUCGGGUACUGGUAAAACCCUCCUUACCAAGGCGCUUGCGGAGUUCCUCUUCGAUGAUCCCAAGUCAAUGAUUCGUUUCGAUAUGUCUGAAUAUCAGGAACGCCACUCCUUGAGCCGGAUGAUCGGCGCACCCCCUGGCUAUGUUGGCCACGACGCUGGUGGCCAGCUAACCGAAAGCUUACGCCGUCGUCCUUUCUCCAUCCUUCUGUUCGAUGAAGUUGAAAAGGCCGCCAAGGAGGUUCUCACUGUUCUUCUGCAGCUGAUGGACGACGGUCGUAUUACCGAUGGACAAGGUCGCAUUGUCGAUGCCAAGAACUGUAUUGUUGUUAUGACCUCCAACUUGGGAGCUGGAUUCUUGGCCCGGCCCACAACCAAAGACGGUCGCAUUGACCCCCAAACCCGCGAAUUGGUUAUGGGUGCUCUCCGUGACUACUUCCUUCCCGAGUUCCUCAACCGUAUCUCAAGCACGGUUAUCUUUAACCGUCUCACUAGAAAGGAGAUCCGCAAAAUUGUUGACCUACGACUUGAUGAAGUUCAAAAGCGACUGGACCACAAUGGUCGGAACGUGCUCAUUCAAUGUACUGAGGCAGUCAAGGAUUACCUCGGUGCUGCUGGCUACUCGCCUGCAUAUGGUGCUCGUCCUCUUGGUCGGAUUAUCGAGAAGGAGGUCCUCAACCGUCUUGCCGUGCUCAUCCUGCGUGGCAGCAUUAAGGAUGGCGAGGCCGCCCGAGUGGUCAUGAUUGACGGGCGCAUCGAUGUCUUGCCCAACCACGAGAAUGACUCCUCGGACUCUGAUGACGACGAAGAAAUGGUCGACUCUGAUGAUGCCAUUGCUGAGAUGGAGGACGGCAGCGGCGACAUGGAUCUGUACGAAGAGUAA
Molecule: messenger RNA, 2793 nt
Organism: Penicillium verhagenii
Lineage: Eukaryota; Fungi; Ascomycota; Eurotiomycetes; Eurotiales; Aspergillaceae
Product: ATP-dependent Clp protease ATP-binding subunit
Exons: 1
Coding region: 1-2793 (930 amino acids)
Biological process (GO): cellular response to heat
Cellular component (GO): cytoplasm; cytosol
Molecular function (GO): ATP binding; ATP hydrolysis activity
Source: RefSeq, a predicted model, not a curated record